AUGGGCGGGCUGAUAGCGCUGGCGCGCGGGGAGGCGCACAUUGCAGGUUCGCACCUGCUGGAUGAGGCGACCGGCGAAUAUAACCUUUCGUUUAUCCGGCGCUUCCUAAGAGGCAGAAACGUCGUAGUGGUCAAUCUUGUGCAGCGCAUACAGGGGCUUAUCCUGCCGAAGGGCAAUCCGCAGGGCAUUGAAAUUCUGGACGAUCUGACGCGUGACGGCAUAGUGUUUCUCAAUCGGCAGCGAGGCUCAGGGACGCGCCUGCUGCUUGACUACAAGUUGAACGAGUUGGGCAUCGAACCCGAUAGCAUUCAAGGGUACGACCGCGAAGAGUACACGCACCUUGCCGUCGCCGCUGCUGUUGCGGGCGGUCGCGCUGAUGUGGGCUUGGGCAUCCUGUCUGCUGCUAACGCGAUGGGGCUGGACUUUGUGCCUCUGCUGUCAGAGCAGUAUGACCUUGUGAUACCUUCAGAACACUAUGAGAGCGAGAGAGUGCGGUUUGUACUGUCGCUCAUUAGAAGUGACGCAUUCAAGGCUGAAGUGAAUGCCCUUGGUGGGUACGAAACCGCGACGAUGGGGCAUGUGGUGGCGGAGCUGGACUAG
This is a messenger RNA of Geodia barretti, 600 nucleotides long. Lineage: Eukaryota; Metazoa; Porifera; Demospongiae; Tetractinellida; Geodiidae. The record is from the annotation of a GenBank genome assembly.